Anarrhichthys ocellatus (wolf-eel) is the source of this 6109-nucleotide messenger RNA. It is a transcript of the gene adamts14, whose product is annotated as ADAM metallopeptidase with thrombospondin type 1 motif, 14. Gene Ontology annotation, molecular function: metalloendopeptidase activity. Gene Ontology annotation, biological process: proteolysis; extracellular matrix organization. The transcript is spliced from 22 exons. Gene Ontology annotation, cellular component: extracellular matrix. Lineage: Eukaryota; Metazoa; Chordata; Actinopteri; Perciformes; Anarhichadidae. The record is from RefSeq and is a predicted model, not a curated record. Bases 572 to 4288 code for a protein of 1238 amino acids.
UUCAAGUUGAGCAGUCGAGAGUCCCGCAGCCGAACCAUUGGUGCGUAAUGGUGCACGACUGGACGGCAGAUGUUUCACCACCGGGACACUCUGUCUUUGCACACUUUAUCUGAACUCUUCCGACUUUUUUCCUCAACGUAGGCGUGCGUUAACUUGCUCUCCUGCCCUUUAAAAAAAAAGUAAUCUGAGGAAAGAAAGGGACGAAGAAGAGAGAAAAAAAAAAAUUGGACUACCUCUUCAAACCGUCCCGGUUUUUAUACCGGAGAGUUGUCGUCAUCAGCACCCCAGAUAUCCCCCCUUAGCUCCCUAAAUGGAUGGUGCAGACUUGGUGGGCUAUGCAGUUCAGCACAGACCAAAAGAUUGGAAACAACUUGUGAAUAUCCGUCAGUUUGGCGUCUAGAGGGAAACGCUCAGAAAUGCCGGGCUGCUUCGCUGGAGCUCAACUCUGAGGACUUUUCUCCUGCAUUCGUGCUUUUUUUUUUUUUUUCAGGAGGAAGCUCUCUGCUCAAAGUUUACAACAGAAAGGAAAAGUCAGCGCUGAAGUGGCAGCUCUCACACUAUAGCCCUCGCUAUGGAUUGUAUGUAUUUAUUGAUGUGCUUCUCACUUUUGGAUCCAAUUUUCGCUGCAGAAACACAUGAAAAACUCUCUGGAAAGUUAAGUGAAUAUGGUCUUAUCGUGCCAUUCAGCACAGACUCCCGUGGCAGGUACAUUUCUCACGUGGUCUCUGCUGGAAGCGGAAGUAAAGGUGCUGCAGCCGCUGAUGGUGAUGCCGCCUCGGCCUCUGGCAGCAGUAGAAGGGUGGCCCGCAGUGCCCCCGAGAUGCCCCCGGUCACCCCUGCCUCGGCGCAGCACUUGUUUUUCAAUGUCACCGUGUUUGGGAAAGAACUGCACCUCCGCCUGAGGGCCAACAAGAGGCUGGUGGCCCCGGGGGCUUUCGUGGAAUGGCAGGAGGACUUCGUGGAAAAGGCCAAGCAACGUAUCUACGGGGACUGUGUUUUCACUGGAGACGUGAGCGACAUGCCGGAGGCCUCUGUGGCUAUCAGCAACUGUGACGGACUGGCAGGUUUGAUCCGGACUGAUAAUGGGGAGUUUUUCAUCGAGCCCCUCGAGAAGGGCCAACAGGACGUGGAAAUGAAGGGUCGUGUCCACGUGGUCUACCGCAGGUCGGCCAUCAAGCGGGAGACGGGCCAGCGGAGGGAGGACCUCCACAAUGAAGUGGCAGACUUCGGGAUCGCAGACCUUCCUGCGGCUCUGGAUCUUGUCGAACACAAACUGUCUGAGUCCGAGCGCAAAAGGAGGCACGCGAAGAAAAACGACUACAACAUCGAGGUGCUGCUGGCUGUGGACGACUCGGUGGUGCGCUUCCACGGCAAGGAGCAUGUGCAGAAUUAUGUUCUCACGCUCAUGAACAUAGUUGAUGAAAUCUACCAUGACGAAUCUUUGGGAACCAACAUCAAUGUUGUCCUCGUCCGCAUGAUAAUGGUCGGGUACCGACAGUCCAUAAGCCUGAUCGAGCGCGGCAACCCAUCCCGCAGCCUGGAGCAGGUGUGUCGAUGGGCCAACACGCAGCAGCGCCGCGACCCCGACCACGCCGAGUACCACGAUCAUGCCAUCUUCCUCACAAGGCAAGAUUUUGGUCCCGCAGGUAUGCAAGGUUACGCUCCAGUUACAGGGAUGUGCCACCCACUGAGGAGCUGCACCCUGAACCACGAGGACGGCUUCUCCUCCGCAUUUGUGGUCGCUCAUGAAACCGGCCACGUGCUUGGCAUGGAGCACGACGGCCAGGGGAAUCGUUGUGCUGAUGAGACCAGUAUGGGCAGCAUCAUGGCACCACUUGUCCAAGCAGCUUUCCACCGCUAUCACUGGUCACGUUGCAGCAAGCAGGAGCUCAAUCGAUACAUCCACUCCUAUGACUGCCUGCUGGAUGAUCCCUUUGAACACAAGUGGCCCAAGCUUCCUGAGCUCCCUGGGAUAAAUUAUUCUAUGGACGAGCAGUGCCGCUUUGAUUUUGGUGUUGGCUAUAAAAUGUGCACCGCUUUUCGAACAUACGACCCUUGCAAGCAACUGUGGUGCAGUCAUCCCGACAACCAGUACUUUUGUAAAACCAAAAAAGGUCCUCCGGUGGAUGGAACAGAGUGUGCACCAGGAAAGUGGUGCUUCAAGGGUCAUUGCAUUUGGAGAUCCAGCCAGGAGCCUCAGGGCCACGAUGGGAGUUGGGGCUCCUGGUCAAAGUUCAGCUCUUGCUCCAGAACAUGUGGAGGUGGAGUUCGCUCCCGCAGCAGACAGUGCAACAACCCUCCGCCUGCCUAUGGAGGACGAGAUUGUCCCGGCUCUGCAUUUGACUACCAGAUGUGCAACACGGAGGAGUGUGCUGGUCCUUAUGAGGACUUCCGUGCUCAGCAGUGCAUCCAGAGGAGCAACAAAUACCACAAAAACAUCAAGCACACCUGGCUACCGUACGAGCACCCAGAUGAGGCCCGGAAAUGUGAGAUGAGCUGCAAGUCAAAGGAAACUGGAGAGGUGGUGUUCAUGAACCAGGUGAUGCACGAUGGGACCCGCUGCAGCUACUCAGAGCCCCUCAGCGUGUGCGCCCGAGGAGAGUGUCUGCACGUAGGCUGCGACAAGGAGGUCGGCUCUUACAAACAAGAGGACAAAUGUGGAGUGUGUGAGGGCGACAACUCCCACUGUCGCACCGUGAAGCUGACACUCACCAAGACGCCCAAAAAGAAUGGAAUGCUGAAAAUGUUCGACAUCCCAAUAGGAGCCCGCCACAUUGUUAUCGAGGAGAAUGAGACGUCCCCUCAUAUAAUUGCUGUGAAGAAUCAAGUUACUGGGAACUUUAUACUGAAUGCAAAAAGUGAAGACGCUGAAACAAAGACCUUCAUCGAGAAUGGUUUACAGUGGGAGUAUUCUCUCGAUGGUGCAAAGGAGAUCCUGAAAACGACUGGUCCUCUGCAUGAAGGCAUUGUCGUGCUGGUCAUUCCCCAGGAAGAAGACACAAAGAUAAGCCUGACAUAUAAGUAUAUCAUACACGAGGACCUGUUACCGCUUAUUACCAACAACAAUGUCCUUCUGGCUGAACUAGACACAUACGAGUGGGCACUGAAGAGCUGGUCUCAGUGCUCCAAACCCUGCGGGGGAGGCAUACAGUAUACUAAAUAUGGCUGCAGGAGGAAGAGUGACAGCCGUUUGGUACAUCGAAACUUUUGUGAAACCAGCAAAAAGCCCAAACCCAUCCGCAAACGCUGCAAUGUCCAAGAGUGCAGCCAGCCCACGUGGGUGGUGGAAGAGUGGAGUCCCUGCAGUAAGACCUGCGGGAAGCUCGGCUACCAGACCAGGGUGGUGCAGUGCAUGCAGGCGCUCCACAACGGCACCAACAGGCCCAUCCACAGCAAACACUGCGCCGAGGAUCGGCUGGACACGAGGAGGGCCUGUAACCACACCACAUGCCCCGCCCAGUGGAGGACAGGGGCGUGGUCUCAGUGCUCAGUGACCUGUGGCGAAGGGAUUCAGCAAAGGCAGGUGGUUUGCAAGGCCAGUGACAACACCAUCGGAGAAUGUGAGGGCGAGAAGCCGGAAACAGUCCUCAUUUGCAAACUAAUUUCUUGUCCAGGACAGGCAGGGUCUCCUCUCACUGUUGGAAUAAUGGGAAACUCUACAAUAAAAGACGAAGCAGUGCACCAAAGGGCUCCUGAAAACCCUGUCCACAAAAUCUCUUCAAAUGAGCCAUGUCUUGGGGAUAAAUCCAUUUUCUGUCAAAUGGAGGUUCUUGCCCGAUAUUGUUCCAUCCCUGGAUAUAAUAAGCUUUGCUGCGAGUCUUGCAACAAGAAAGAAAACCUCGGCACACAUCCUCCUGACCUCCAAAACACCCAAGUGGCCUCAGUCGAACCUGACACCUCUGUUCCUUCUCACCAUGCAUUACCCAAGGCUCCACUACCCGCUACGACCCAGAGCACGCCGCAAACCACUAAAGCUAUCGUCAGGCGGCUUCGCUCUACCGCCCCGGUGCCAACCACGGCCGCCGCUGCUGAAGCCUCGCCAUCCACAGGUGCUGCUCUGCCCCAGGGUCCGACCAGCGACUCCCUCCUCACAGCUGGGAAAGGUGACUCAGACCCAGGGCCUCUUCUACCUCCAGGGCCUCCACGGCCCUCAGCAGACUCCAGUGGAGGUGCCUCUAAAGAGCACAGUCCAAACAGCACUUUAGGCCCAGUCGCUGCCAGGUCAAGAAGGGACAAUUUAGGAUCCGAGAGGGACUCGAAUCACAGAACCCUGUCAGCUCAGCAAUGAACAGUGAGCAAUGUUGUGAACGUGCUGCUCAGUGUGACGGUCUCAUACAUCAGCUUUCUCUUCGCAGCAUCUGAUAGACUCGCUGUCUUGCUGCAGAUAUUGUCUUUCUCUUUUUUGCAAAGAUUGUUUUUUUUCCAUGCCAGUGAAUUUAGACCAGACCAGCGAUGGUUACCUCAUCAAAACUCCAGUGAUCUGUGCGCAGCGUCGCUCUGCCCUCUGUGCUUCAAAUAUGAAACGGAAGACAAAAAAAAGUUGGUGCUGUAAACUAAAACGACUUCAAGGCGUGUUCAAAAUGUGAUGACUGCAUUGCUACAUUCAUGUUUUUAUCUGUGUACAGUUGUGUAAUCCUGUUUUCUCAAGUGCAUUAGAACUACUAUUGAACUUGUAUUGUGAACAUGCGAGGAGAGGUCCAAGGCCAUGGUUUUGGAGGUGCACGUGUCAGAUAUGGAGACUAGAGUGUGCCAGAACAGUUGUAGACCCUGCCAGUGUUAAGUUACAAUUAAUUAAUACAUUGCUAAGUUAUUAAUUAGUUAGUUUUAAUGACGAAUUGAAUAACGCAAAGUAAAUUGACAGAUUGAUAAUUUUACUUUCUAAUUCUGUUUCAAGAAUUAGUAGAAUUUUUAAAUAAAAUUGCAAAAAUAUAUAUUUUUUAAAGCUUUUAUGUAGCACUUUCUGUAUUUGUCACUCAUAAUUUACUGUCCAGUUUCCAUUUGAUGAUUGCUCUAAUUUAAAGACAGCUCUCACAUUUCAAGAUUUGUAAACGUUGUGGCAACUAAAACCUAAAUAACUUCCAGCCCACAGAGCAGUACCAGGAACUCAUGGCUCAGCAGAGGGUGGCAGCAGAGUGCAUUACAUCAACAGCUGGGAAGAUCGACACCACUCUCAUAAUUGUGCAUCAACUAUGGAGCUAGCUUAGCAUUAUGACUAGAAGUAAGGAGAAGCAAUUAGCCUGACUCUCCACAAAGUUCUAAAAGACUCCCGCUAAUUAUAGCAUGUUGUUUAAUCUACAUGCGAACAGAAAUGUAAAAACAACAGUUUUUGGUGUCACUAACUCUUGGCUAGCAGCUUGGGGCAGUGACUUCCUGGAGUCUUGUCGGCACUAUGAGGUUGUCAACUUUCUUAACUUUUUUAUUAAGAAAUACAAUUUUUACAGGUCUUGAUAGAUGAUUUUUUUUUUUUUUUCCUUUGGACUCAUCAUUUAAAUGCAAAUUUAAUGAAUUGAUAAUGGCUUUUAAGAUGUAUUUAAUUGAUUAUAAUAAGACACUCGUUAAGUCAAUAAUUCUUCCAGUGGCACACUCCAGACUCCGUAGACAUCACUCCUGGCAGAGAGCCUCAUAGCUUCUCUGUCCCCGGUGCUCUUUUUUGUUGUUUGUUCCCAGACCAACGUACCAGUGAUUAUCGUCACUGGUAAGAAAUCAUGACUGUCUACAGGCCAACCCCACUGUAGCAUGCCCUCUGCCUGCCUUUGUGGAUGACACUCACUUAACGCUUUAAAAACAAAAAAGAUUUAAGGAAAAAAAAAAAUUAUGUUUUUGUAACUGAUAAAUAAUGUAUAUAGUGUAAAUUUGAAGUUAUGAAAAGAAAUUAACAACCAGGAAUUGAGAGGAACGUAUGUUGCAAUGUUAAAAAUGCAGGCGAUGCUGUAAGUCUACAGACUGUGGUUGGUCAUACUGUUACAUCAUUCCUGCAUUGCAGUUCAUAACAUCAUUAUGUUUAUUGUAUAGUUCUUGUAUAUACGUAAUGAAAGCUUUAAAUGUUAAUAUUUAUUGAAUUUUUAAGUGGUAUGGAGAACAAAGUAAAACAAGUUUGAAAGAACCGAGA